Messenger RNA from Hippoglossus stenolepis (Pacific halibut), 2130 nucleotides. It is a transcript of the gene adck5, whose product is annotated as aarF domain containing kinase 5. The transcript is spliced from 15 exons. The record is from RefSeq and is a predicted model, not a curated record. Bases 101 to 1840 code for a protein of 579 amino acids. Lineage: Eukaryota; Metazoa; Chordata; Actinopteri; Pleuronectiformes; Pleuronectidae.
GCCAAUAGCGGACAUGCUAGCAGGAGGAGGCGGCGCUACUUCCUGCAGCGCUGGACCUUCACCGCUGAGUGAGAGGAGCUUCUGUUAUUGACUCGGCGACAUGACAGCGGAGGCUUCCAGAGUGUUCAAGUUGUGUCUGCAUCACACGGCUCUGCUCCGACGAUACUCACAUCCAGGCUCAUCGCUCCAAGCAACCAGAUUCUUCAGUUCCCACAGGGAAGGGAAGCGCAGAGGGCUGCUAUGGAAGACACUUGUUGGGGUCUCUGUGGGCGUACCUGUGGCCCUGGGGGUCCAGUACGCUCUGUCAGAGCCCAGAGAGAGGAGGAAGAUGAGGAUUGUGAUUGAAGGACUUGGUCGCUUCUGCAGAUCUCUUUCUGUGGGACUGCUUAUCUCUGUGGAUUACUGGUGGACCUCCAACGUGGCUCUGCGUGGCCUGGACGAGAGCAGCCCAUCUUACUUGGCCGAGAUGUCCGCCUGCCACCAGAGGGCGGCAGACAACAUGGUGGAAGGCGCCGUCAGGAACGGAGGAAUAUACAUCAAGCUCGGCCAAGGUCUGUGUUCCUUCAACCACCUCCUGCCCCCCGAGUACAUCCGCACCCUGCAAAUACUGGAAGACAAGGCCUUGAACAGGAGGUACAAAGAGGUCGACGCUCUCUUCCAAGAAGACUUCAACAAAACCCCAGAGCAGCUGUUUAAAACGUUUGACCCUGAACCUAUGGCUGCUGCCAGCCUGGCACAGGUUCAUAAAGCAGAACUGUUUGAUGGGACUCCGGUCGCUGUGAAGGUACAAUACAUUGACCUCAGGGACCGAUUUGAUGGUGACAUCAGAGCGCUGGAGAUCCUGCUGGAUAUUAUUAAACUCAUGCACCCGACAUUUGGGUUCAGCUGGGUUCUUAAGGACUUGAAGGGCACAUUGGCCCAAGAGCUGGACUUUGAGAACGAGGCCAGGAACUCCGAGAGGUGUGCGAAAGAGCUGACACACUUCAAAUUUGUCUAUGUGCCCAAAGUCUUCUGGGAGCAAACGAGUAAGAGGGUGCUGACAGCAGAGUUUUGCAACGGUUGCAAAAUCAACAACGUGGAGGAUAUUAAGAGACAAGGGUUGAGUUUGAAAGAUACUGCAGAUAAACUGAUUCGAACGUUUGCUGAGCAAAUAUUCUAUACUGGUUUCAUCCACGCUGACCCUCACCCUGGAAAUGUUCUAGUGAGACGAGGGCCCGAUAAUAAGGCAGAGUUGGUGCUGUUGGACCACGGACUGUAUGAAUUCCUCAGUCAACAUGAUAGAGUGGCCCUUUGUAAACUGUGGAGAUCCGUUGUCCUGCGAGAUGAGGCGGCAAUGGAGAAGUACUCGAAUGCACUUGGGGUCAAAGAGUACCUCCUCUUCUGUGAGAUGCUGCUGCAGCGACCCAUCAACAUGCGGGAGUUCGGACUGUCCAACAUCCUGAGCCGAGAGGAGACGACCUACAUGCGCGACAUGGCCGUGAACCGCUUCGGGAGCAUCAUGCAGGUGCUGAAGUCGAUGCCGAGGCCCAUGCUGCUGGUGUUCAGGAACAUCAACACAGUGCGAAGCAUCAACAUCACGCUGGGAGCGCCGGUGGACCGCUACUGUGUCAUGGCAAAGAGUGCGGUCCGAGGCUGGGGGAAGAUCCAGGCAGAGAAGGCAGGGAUCCUGCCCCGGCUCUGGGUGUUCCGCUGGGUCAGGACAACGUGGGAGAGCCUCAGGUUUGAGCUGGCGUUGAGGUCAGAGAUGGCGAUGAUGAGUCUGACGCGCUCGCUCCUCAGCGUGCUGUCAUACUUUGGUCUUGUAUCUCUGGAGGCCGAGGUGUACGAGUACCUGAGGUAGUGCACGGCUACGCCACUUUGAGGCCACAGAGGACAAGGACCGUUUUCCAAGCACAACUUAAUGCAAUCCAACAAGGAGCCUUUUCUCACUUUCUCACUGAGUGCCGCCAGUGACGGUGCUGCUCGAGUGUUCCUCACAACAAAUCACAUUUGGACCUGAUGUCUUCACAACAGGGGGGGAACAUAUUGAACUUCAGUGUGACAGUGAAGCGUCAAACCUCUCUCCAGAGUUCCACAUUAUGAAAAAGCCUAUUUUAAUGAUUUUUUUAAUUAAAGAAAUUAAACUUUUAA